Molecule: messenger RNA, 3231 nt
Organism: Symbiodinium natans
Lineage: Eukaryota; Dinophyceae; Suessiales; Symbiodiniaceae
Source: the annotation of a GenBank genome assembly
AUGUCUACUGGGGAGAUCCCCAAAGAAGCGGAGGAUGAGGAAAUCAUCGACGUGGGGGUGCUGAGUGAGGUGCAAGAGCAGACCUUCGAGGAGAUGAGACUUCCAGAUGACAUCAGGGAUGAGGCCAAAGAAUCGUGGGAAGCGUUCAUCCAAGCCUCCCGUUCCCGGGAUGCCGCAGGGGAAGCCAUCUACGCAGCCCUUUUCGACGCAGCUCCAAGCCUGCAGAGCCUUUUCAAGACGCCCAGGUCUGUGAUGGCCAUGCGCUUCAUGAAUGGUCUCAACAGCAUCAUGAAUGCGCUGCAUACUCCCACUGCUCUAAAGGUCAUGGUGGAGACUUUAGGCUUCCAGCACCUGGACCUUGAAGUGACCGUGCCUCGGGUGGUGAUCUUCCGUGAUGCCAUCGUGGAUCUCUUUGACAUGGAGCUUGGCCCCCGCUUCACCAGUAGAGCCAGAGCCGGCAUUGCUGCCAUCAUGAACUACGUCGGUGGGGCCUUCAUCUACAUUCGCAGAGAGUAUGCCGGGCGCAUACGGAUCAUCACAUCGAGCUGGAGAACGGCCAACAACAAGGCCGCAGAUAUCCAGGAGCUGCAACGUGCCACCUCGCCUGACGGCGAGGACCCCCCCGGGGAGCCGGCCGAGACAGUGCCAGGUGAAGCAUUGAAAAAUGACGUUCCAGCCACGGCAGAGCCUGGAAAGGAUGCAGCCAAUGGCGUGCGUGCCAGUGGCGAGGCCACACGGAUCCAGACGAAUGUCCAAGUGCCGAAAACAUUCAACGAAAUGUUCCUCUUCAACAGUGCUGUGAUGGGCUUUGGGAACAGCUUGUGGAUGCACCUGGUGCUCGAGCAGUUUGACAACAUGGUUUCGAAUGUCGCAAACUCUUACCGCGUUCAGGAAGAGUGCGACAUCCUCUCCCUGGUUCUCGCUCAGUACGAGGGGCCGAUCAUCCUUGUGGAGUUCAAAGCCGUGAUGUUGGCAUCAUUGCGCUCUCUAGUUCCCAAGGACUGGGAUUCUGCGCACGAGGUCGCGUGGAACUGGCUCUGGGAGAACAUCGAGCACAUGCUGCGAGCCCUCAUGGGAAAACCAGCUACGCAGCAACAUGCGCUUGAUCAGUUCAUCUUGGGUCUGAGCCAGGACCAGCUCACUUUUCUCAGGCGUGAGAUCUACAAGCGGUUUUUCACCCUGGCGCCGGCUGGGCAGGACUACUUCAAGCAGUCCACCACCAGACUCUAUUGGAUUGCAGACAAGGUGGUGGAGAUGACCACCGACAUGUUCAAGGAUCCAAAGCGAUUAGUGGAGGACAUCUCGGCCCUGGGCCUGCGCCACGUCGGCUAUGGCAUUCCCACAGAGUUCUUUGCCCCCUUCGUGUCGGCUGCCGUCGAUGCAGUUAAGACUAUGGAGGCUCAGGAGCUUGCGCAAGAUGCCUUCCGAUGGUCCCUUACCUUGGUCUCCAAGAUUCUGGUCCGCACCAUCUUGGAAGGAUCCACAAUUGUGAUGAAGGCCAUCAACACCAACGACGCCAAGCAGUUGCGAAAAGCCGUUUCAGUGGCCCCGCGUGGGAAGCGUGCGCAGGAGCUGCUGAACAUCACGGUGGGCACCAAGUCCAUCUCGCCGCUGAUCUGGUCCAUCGAAAGUGGCUCCCUCAUCACGGCCAAGGCGAUGCUGGAGGACCUUCUUGUGAUCCGGGCGGACAGGGACAACUACUAUUUCGGUUGCGACCACCUCUUUGAACGCCAUCCUGAGAUCAUCCAGCGGCUUUCCUUCGACGCCCCGCAGCUGCUCCCGACGCUGCUGGACGGGCUGAUCUGGCGCUCCCGGACCACCAUCAACGGCCAGAGACGAGUGAAUUACUACGUGAAGCACUUGAUCCAAGACGCUGAGGGAAACUUCAACCAGGCCUUGGCCUGGAUUGUCGAAGGACACGAUCCGAAGAUCAUCUGCCACGAUGUGGUGGUUCUCUUCUCGGAUUUGCUGUGGUCUGGCCUGGCUGGCCAUACGUUCCUGCUGGGCAGGUGCUACUUUCUGUUCACGCUUGCGAUCUUCAUCACUGGACAGUCCAUCCUGCAGCAAAUACGAGAGGACAUGCAGAACCAGACAGAUGGAGAGCGCAUCGCCAUCUUUGCAUGCCGCAUUACCAUCUACGUCUUUAGCAUGGGCGCCCUUCUGCUCAACCAGCUUCGACGCCUGAUUGCAGACAUUAGGGACCGCAACGUCGUGAAGCUGUUUGGACUGCUGCCCUUCCCGCAGUACUUAACCAACACGAUGCAGAUCGGCAACCUUGCGCUGAUGCUGUGCUUGCUGCUGAUGUGCACACAGGAGCCAAUUUUCCAUUGCUUGGGCAGCUCCGAAGAGGGCUUCAAGGACCUGAUCUUCCACCAGCACUGCCAAGCAGGGGAGCUGCGCAAGGAGGUCUACUCAACGAUCUCCAUGGUCGCCAUGCUCUUAUACUGGGCAUUGCUGUUGGACUUGACAAUUUUCUCGAUGCGAAUCUCUGCGUUCACCUUGGUUUGUGGCAGGGUUCUUAGCGAGCUUGGUCUUUUCUUGAGCUCUUUAGUCUUCCUCAUCGUGACGUUUUCGAGCUCGAUCGCUGCGCUGAACCACAGCUGUGUCGACUUCGAAAACAUCCCCACGGGCGCCUUGAGCCUGAUGGAGAUCUCCCUGGGCAUGUUCCCGAGCCAGAACUUCCAAGCGAUUCAAGAUGAGAUCUCGGUGCUUCUGACAGUGAGCCUCUUCAUUGUCGUCGUCAUCGUUUUCCUUCUGAACCUCUUAGUGGCGCAGCUCAACGGGGCGUAUGCCAGUGUCUACGAUGACAUGGUGGGCUACGCUCGCUUGACUCGCGGAGGCAUCAUCGUCUCGGCGCUGGAUGGGGUCUCUGCAAACCGCUGGCAGCGGUUCCUCUCCUCCUUGCUUUUCGAGGAGCGUCUCGAGUUCAACGAGGGAGAUGUCGGUCUUGCCGGUGGAAUUCAAGUUACGGAACCUGCCAAUGAGCACCCGACUACAGUGGAGAACAUCCGCCGCUUUGGAGGAUCCACGUCGCCAGCCAUGCCCUGGCCCGAGGAGGUGCACGGGGAUGAGGCCGAGGACAAACUGGAUCGGCUCGAGAAGGUGAUCCUACGAGCCACGAAGAAGAUCACCAGCAGAAGCAAGAAGAACGGAGCUGGAAGCUCUUCCAUGAGCGGAUCGCAGAUGAGCUCUACGUCAGAUAAUGAGAGCAGUGGAGCCGGUUCCGAGUGA